AUGAAACAUAAUACAAAUGUACAUCCAAGGAAUAAAGUUGAAUUUAGGAAAAGAAAAUCAAAAGAAGUAUUUUUUAAUGAAAUUGCACCAUUUCAAAUGAAGAAGUAUGUAAUUAGUGAAAGAAGUAAAAAUGAUGAAGAUAAAAUAAUUAAUGAUGAUAAUGAAAUUAUUGAAGAAGAUAAUGUUGAAGAAAGAAUGUCAUCAAUUCAUUCACAUAAUUCUAUCAUUAAAAUAUCUCAAAAUGAAACAUAUAUUAAUGAAAUACAUGAAUAUGAUAAUAUAUUAACAGAGAUACACAAAAUUACAGACCAAUAA
Entamoeba dispar SAW760 is the source of this 315-nucleotide messenger RNA. RefSeq lists its product as uncharacterized. The record is from RefSeq and is a predicted model, not a curated record. The transcript has a single exon. Lineage: Eukaryota; Evosea; Mastigamoebida; Endamoebidae. Bases 1 to 315 code for a protein of 104 amino acids.